Lottia gigantea (owl limpet) is the source of this 2178-nucleotide messenger RNA. RefSeq lists its product as hypothetical. Bases 1 to 2178 code for a protein of 725 amino acids. The record is from RefSeq and is a predicted model, not a curated record. The transcript has 2 exons. Lineage: Eukaryota; Metazoa; Mollusca; Gastropoda; Lottiidae.
AUGAAUAAAAUCGAACUUGAUGAAACAUUGAUAGAAAAUGCCCUAUUUUCCGAUGUUAUCAAGGCUAUGUCUGAUAAAUUUAAAACAUUCAAAGGACAAAUUAAAAUAGAUGGAGAGAUAGUCGAGGAAGGGAAUCACAGACAAUACAUGUCACUCCUCGGUUUCAAUGCCAAAACCUUUCACAAUAUCUUUUCAAAUAUGGACAAAAAAUCCGAUGCUUCCGAUUGGUAUUUUACAGGAAAAAUAAUUUUAAUGAAAGACAAUUUCCAAGAAAUAAAAAGAUCGAGGGUUGGCAGAGGAGGAACUGAUCUGCUUAAAAAGAUCAAUGAAUACGAAGGCGAAAAUUGUUACAUAUCUACAGAUGGUCACUGUUUUAUCAAAUGCGUCAAUCGUGUUUUGAACAAAGAUUUAACGUGUAAAUUUCAAGAAUACAUCAACGGGUUUUCAAAAGCAAAUAGAAAAGGAGUGAUGACUUGUGCUAGAAUGAAUGAAUUCAACAAGAAAUUUAACACUUCGUUUCAAAUUUAUAAUCCCAAAAACAGACAUUUUCACCCCAGAGACGUUCAUGAUGAAUUAGAUUGGGUUUUGUACUUACACAACUCGCAUUUCUGUUUGAUUAGAAGAAGCCAAAAAAGUUUGGGAAUUCAAGAAAUAGAAGACAAUUACGAACAGGUGUGGAAAACGUGUAGAGACGACAACGCAGUAACACAGGUUUCACCCCUCAAACUAAACGUGCUUUCGAGUAUGAGUGAUGAUGCGUUAUUCGCUUGGGAUUGCGAAACGUAUUCAGAAAAAGACACGCGAAGAGCAAUUCCUUAUGCCUGCACUUCAAUUAAUUUAGAAAAAGUAAGGAAAAUGUUAAACAGAAUAAAUAAUCUCUUUCCAGAUUUAAAGCCGUCAGAUCCCCUUCCAGAAGAAUUUUAUGAUAAACUAAUGAAUGUAGUAGAAAUAUUUGUAGGAAUUCUAUCUUUUCCUUUAUCUAAUCCAUACACUGAUGAAGAUUUACAGAAAAAAUGGAAAAGACAGAAAGAAAUAAAGGGUAAUUAUUUACAACAUAUUAAUUUCACGUGUUCCUAUCAACACGAAUCCUCUAGUUUGGCUGCAUGGGGAAAUUCUUCCAAUCUCCCCGCGAAUUUGAGAAAGAUUGCCGACGUAGAUAUCGCUAAAUACACGCGAGACAACUGGGAGGAAUUGAGACACGAAUGGGAACCUUACGCCAAGAGAGACACUCUCUGUUUGGGAGCUUGUUUGAUAAAAUACAACCAAGUGACGAAAGAAGUUGUAAACCAGAAUAUGUCCAAUAAUAUAACGGCUCCAUCUUUAUCUUUAAAUGGUUGGUAUUAUUUAUAUCAUUACGAUAAAGAAAUGGUGGAAGAAGAAUGGUAUGAAACUACUAGAAUGGUUGCGAAACAUACCGAAAAAGAAAAUAUAGAAAAAGUUUAUUCGCACACAAAUCCUUUUAUAAGAAAUUUUAUCAGACGAUCUAUUAAAGGAGGAAGAGUUUCGGCAAAUAGAAAAUCAUUUGAAACGAACAAAAUGGAUGAAAUUUGUAACGUAUUAAAGGAAUAUACAGAACUUGAAAGUAAUAACAUAAUUGAUUUAUUCAAAGAAUACAGCGCAAGCACAAAAGACAAAACGAAGGUUCAUUCGAGACUUAAAAAAAUAGAAUGUACUAAACUAAUGGCAUUUGAUGCUAACGGUUUAUACGCUUCCGCCAUGUCGGAUUUAGACAGUGAAUAUCCGAGAGCGGAAAGUGGAAGACCGUUUCUACCAGAAGAAGAAAAAGAAUUUGUAAAACUCUUCAAUAAACAAAAAUUCAGACCUAGAACAGCUAUUUUAACAGUGUGGUUUGACAAUCCCAAAAACAUGUUCUUCCAACCGAUACCAGCUAAAGAUAAAAUCACUUUCACGAAUAAAGAAGGUAAAAAGGAAACUGGUAACAAAAUCAGGUUCAGAAAUGGUUUCUGUCACGACGUUUUAACAUCGGUCGAUAUUCAAGAAAUAGUGAAAGCCGGUGGACGAAUUAUUAGAAUAUUAGAUGGUAUAGUUUACGAAGAAAAUUUUGUAUUUUGUAUAAAGAUGGAAAUGACCAGAAUUGACGGUGGAAAAACUGACGGCGAAUUAUAUUAUAAGUUGGACAACAUAAAAGAAAGUGAAAUUCAUCUUCAAUGUACUUAG